This is a messenger RNA of Drosophila virilis, 336 nucleotides long. RefSeq lists its product as uncharacterized. The record is from RefSeq and is a predicted model, not a curated record. Lineage: Eukaryota; Metazoa; Arthropoda; Insecta; Diptera; Drosophilidae.
AUGAAGCUCGUUGCGUUUCUUUUGCUUAGCAGCCUCACUGUUGUCUUGGUUGUGGCCUUUCCUGAUAACCACAAUGCAGUUGCUGAUUUGUCAGAUGCUGACCUGCAUGCUGAUGGAAUUUCCGCAACAGGAGAGGGAGGCGCCGCCACGCCAUCAGAGACUAAUCAGCUACGUGGGCCACGUCAUCUUCUGAAGAAGCUGUACUAUCCAGAGCCACAGGUGAUAGUACAACCGAUUCUGGUACAACCGCAGCCCUACUAUAGCAAUCCCUACAUUGGUGCUGGUCGAGGUUAUAAUAUUGGCUAUGGCAGAGGAAAAAGCUAUAAGAAAUGGUAG